AUGAGUCGUCUGGUGCAUAUUCUGAGAACCGGAAAACUAAACUACCAAAAAGCGUUGAAGCUCCAGAAAUCCGUAUCUGAAAUGGUCCACAAUGGGUCGGUGGCCAACGUUCUCAUUUUGACUGAACAUGACCCAGUCUAUACCGUGGGUAUUCGUACCAAAACUUACGACCCGGAGGAAGAACAGCGUCUGAAGGCUUUGGGUGCCGAAUUCUAUAGAACGAAUCGAGGUGGAUUGAUAACGUUCCACGGCCCAGGACAGUUGGUUGCAUACCCGGUGAUGAAUCUUAAAAAUUUUCAACCCAGCGUUCGCUGGUACGUUUGUCACAUCGAGAAGACUGUCAUCGAGCUGUGUCGACGCUACGGAAUCCAGGCAGCUACAACCCAGGACACGGGCGUUUGGGUACAGGAUAGAAAGAUUUGUGCCAUCGGAAUCCACGCUAGCAGGUAUGUAACAACGCAUGGGCUGGCUUUAAACUGCAAUACGGAUUUGGGUUGGUUCGAGCACAUUGUUCCAUGCGGAAUUGAGGGUAAGGGUGUUACUUCACUGAGUAGGGAGUUGAAAAAGAAUGUUAAGAUCGACUGUGUUACCCCCAGAUUUUUGGAAAGCUUCAGGUAUACGCUUGAAUGUGACUUAGAAGAAGUGAGUAAAGAAAAUAGAAAUAAGUUUUUAAGUCUUGUCGAUUGAGAGUUCGAAUAGAUUAACAGAUAAAGUUUGAUUUUCUCUGCUAGAUCAGUAAGCCGUUUAUAAGAUUGUAUAUUGCAAUAAACCUUCCGGAUACAUUUCAAUUAUUA
Messenger RNA from Uranotaenia lowii, 794 nucleotides. It is a transcript of the gene Lipt2, whose product is annotated as putative lipoyltransferase 2, mitochondrial. The transcript has a single exon. Gene Ontology annotation, biological process: protein lipoylation. Gene Ontology annotation, cellular component: mitochondrion. The record is from RefSeq and is a predicted model, not a curated record. NCBI's taxonomy places the organism in Eukaryota, Metazoa, Arthropoda, Insecta, Diptera, Culicidae. Gene Ontology annotation, molecular function: lipoyl(octanoyl) transferase activity. The coding region runs from base 1 to 687 and encodes 228 amino acids.